Molecule: messenger RNA, 1598 nt
Organism: Cucumis melo (muskmelon)
Lineage: Eukaryota; Viridiplantae; Streptophyta; Magnoliopsida; Cucurbitales; Cucurbitaceae
Product: protein SENSITIVITY TO RED LIGHT REDUCED 1
Exons: 3
Coding region: 193-1026 (277 amino acids)
Biological process (GO): microtubule-based process
Cellular component (GO): cytoplasm; nucleus
Source: RefSeq, a predicted model, not a curated record
CCCAAAUGGCCCAUUAGGCUUCCCCAUCUACAUAUCAACAUAGAUUCUAUUUUUCAAAAGCUAGAGAUGCUGACUGCCGUACAACCAUGAACCACCACUGGAAUCAAAUCCGCUGCCUUGUGCAUCCACGAAAGAGAACAAUCGAAAACCAAUCAGGUUAGGAACGAGAAACUGUAAUCAGACCUCGACGGGAUGGCAGCGUCCGCAAAAACUGUCGCCAUUCCAGAUCAGUCAAAUAAUGGUGACUGGACGGUUGUUCUUCCACGUCGUGGCAAGCAGAGGAAAAAUUUCCCGAAGCUCAGGAAUCGAGAAGAUCAACGGACUUGGUCUCCCACUGAUCAGGCUAAUGAUACAAUUAGAGAAUCAAAACUGUUGCAGAAGAUGGAAAUGUGUAUCAAAAAACUUGAGAGUUCCCAAUUUUAUCGAACUCUUGUAGAGGAGCUUGAAACAGUGCCAUUCUUGGAAUCGUUAAAUAGGGUUUUGGACUCGGAGUCAAAGAUGGGGGUGGUUAUCUAUGGCGUAGGAAGCAUUGAGAAUUAUGAAAAUCCUCGAUUGCAGCUCAGUCUUGCGAUAUUGUUGAAGAGAAAAUUUAGUUGGAUUGAAAGUUUGGAGGUGUUUGAUCCAAUUCUUUCUGCAACUGAAUGUCGAUUAAUGGAAUCCUUUGGUUGUUCUGUUCUAUCAGUUAAUGAACAAGGAAGACGAUGUGCAGAGAAGCCAACGAUGUUCUUCAUGCCCCAUUGUGAAGCAGAGUUGUACAACAAUCUUUUACAGGAAAAUUGGAAGGUGAAGCUGUUGAAUCAUAUUAUGUUGUUUGGGAAUAGCUUUGAGAUUUAUGAACAGUUUGUAUCUGAAUUCAAGAACUCACCCGUUGUUGAUUCAUCAAAUUUCAUCUUGGCCUCGAGAAAGUUCGUGCGGGAGAUCAAAAUCAAGACAGUUUCAGAUGAUUAUUUUGGUGCAUUUCAUGAUUCAAGUUGGCAUUUUUUCAGCCCUGUUUCACCACUGGAGCUGAAAUUCAUAGAUCUUUGAAGGACAUUGCUUGGUGAUUGAAUAAACAGCCAGGGAAACAACACAUAUCCUGGACUUGCUAUCUUUGUUGGAAGGAUGUUCAUUCUUGGAGCCCUGGUACAUCUGAACGCUUUUAUGUAGGAGGUAGCAGAGACCUGUUAUCUUCGUUCGGAGUGUGAUUUAGCCAGUGCAAAGUGGAGUUGUUUCUUUGAGGUGUUUGGAUAUUACUUCAAUGCUUUUCAAGAUUGCAGAUAGACAAUCAAGGAUCUCUUUCUCCUCUAGCCUUUCAGGGAGGGGAUUUUUUUGUGACAGGCAGGGGUGUGUGCAAUUUUUGAUCGAAUCUUUGGGGAUCGAGAGAUGACUCUGAGUGAUAUUUGGUCCCUUGCUAGCUUCAACAUUUCAUUUUGGGCUUCUGCUACCUGAUUGGAGCCCUUUUGUUUAGGUUGGGGCUUCCUUUUGUGGGUUUUUUUCCUUUCUUCUUCUUUUUCUUCUUUUUUUUAAUGGUAGACUUGUGUAUCCUUUCAUUGUUUUCCUCAAUGAAGGCUUGAUUUAUUAUAAAAAUAUGAAAAAAGAAGGUGGUCGUUCAUAGUCCA